Messenger RNA from Ruditapes philippinarum (Manila clam), 750 nucleotides. RefSeq names its product GTPase IMAP family member 8-like. The record is from RefSeq and is a predicted model, not a curated record. The coding region runs from base 1 to 750 and encodes 249 amino acids. Lineage: Eukaryota; Metazoa; Mollusca; Bivalvia; Venerida; Veneridae. The transcript has a single exon. Gene Ontology annotation, molecular function: GTP binding.
AUGGAUAGAUACAUAAGAAAACUUAUAGUUGUUGGGGAAAAUGGAAACGGGAAAAGCUCAACAUGCAACACACUUCUUGAAAAAGAGAUAUUUGUCGGAGCGAAUAGAGCACGCACCGCUCGAUGUGAAACCUGCUUUAUCCAUAUGGGGUCAGUUAAUGUUUGGCUGGUGGAUUCUCCAGGGAUGUUUGAGCCAAACAGUGUCCUUGCAGAGCGUGCAUUGGAAAUACAAAAUGCAGUUACAGAGUGUAAAGAGCCUCACGCUUUUUUAAUUGUGUUUAAAGCAGACGCACAGACGGACGAACGUAUAAUGCAAACUGUUGACAUGCUUCGUCUUAUCUUUGGACAACAGGUCAUGAAACACGCAAUUAUUGUAAUAACGAAUGCAGCUAGGUUCAGGUCUGACGCAGAUUUUCAGAAAUUCUACCAGAAUGGUAAACUAAAGGAAAUAGUCAAAAUGUGUAAAGGGAGGAUUGUUAAAUUAGAAAAUAUAAGAUGCUCACCUGAGAGAAAGAAAGACAUGGUUGAUGAUAUAUUUGCGGUAGUUGAUAAAGUAUCAAGAAUGGGAAAACAUUGUUUUAGAAACAGUGACUUGGAUUGUCAUAAGCAAAUGCUAGAACAGCAUUUAGUGCAGGUAGAUGCUUCAAAGCCGAUAAAUGAGCAAAUAGAAUUGAUGAAAAAACGUCUUCGGGAGCAACUUCCAUUGCAACAAGGUGAAAGUGGUUACUAUGAUGUAGUAGAUGGUCACUGA